CGACAAAGGCCAAUCUCUCGCCAGCGAGAGCGAGGAGAACGAAUGACCUCCAGCACUCUGGUUCUCGAUAAUGGCGCAUAUUCAAUCAAGGCCGGGUUUGCUGGAGAAAGCUGCCGUUCAAUCCCUAAUUGCUUAGCUCGGCCGAGGAAUGACAAGAGGGUAUACGUUGCCGAUGAAUUGGAGUCUUGCAGGGAUACAUCGGCAUUGGCUUUUAGACGACCUUUUGAAAGGGGCUACUUGACGAGCUGGGAGGUUGAGAAACCAAUAUGGGAUAGAGUUUUCUCCGCUGAGUGUCUUUCGGUCGACCCGAGUCAGACUUCCCUUAUCUUCACUGAGCCACUGCAAAACCUGCCGAGUAUUCAAACUGCAUGCGAUCAGAUCAUCUUCGAGGAGUACGAGUUCGCAUCAUAUUACCGUACCACGGGCGCGUCGCUUGUACCCUGGAAUAGCACGCAAGACGACAGACGGGGUGCACCUGCGGAAGUGGUCUUGAUUGUGGACUCUGGCUUCAGUUUCACACACGUGGUGCCGGUCAUCAAAGGGGAAGUUGAGUGGAAGGGUGUCAGAAGAAUCAAUGUAGGAGGAAGGCAGAUCACCAAUCUUCUGAAAGAGACGAUUUCAUACAGGCACUACAACAUGAUGGAUGAGACACACUUGAUUAACCAAGUCAAGGAAUCAUGCUGUUAUGUGUCACAAGACUUCGCAACCGAUUUACGGAUGUGCCACAAGAAUAACCAGAACGAUAUUACCGUGAGUUAUGUUCUACCAGACUUCAAUACAAACCGGCCAGGUUACCUCGUUGACCGGUCGAAGUCUCGUCCAGAUUCCAGUGAACAGGCAGUUACUUUAGGAAACGAGCGCUUCACCGCACCCGAGCUCUUAUUCAAACCCGGUGAUAUCGGCUUAAAGCAGGCAGGUAUUGCAGAAACUAUCAUGCAAUCAAUAGAGGAUAUGCCUCAGGAGUUGCAAGCCCUGCUGCUUGCGAAUGUGGUUUUGGUCGGUGGUAGCUGCAAGAUAUCUGGAUUCAAGGAACGAAUAGAGACGGAGUUGCGUGCAGUAGCUCCUACUGAAUUCAUAGUGAGAAUUACGAAGCCAGAUGAUCCUUCGACAUACAUCUGGGAAGGCGGCGCGAAUCUAGCAGACAGCGAUGAGGCCCUACAAGCAAAGUCCGUUACAAGAGCAGAAUAUCUCGAAUAUGGUACGUCCAUCAUGGAACGAAAAUGGGGGAGACAUGGCAAAGCAGUGAAAGCCUUUGACCAUCAAUAUUCUUAUGAGAGCAUUGAGGAAGAAACAGACGACGAAGAAGAAGAAGACGAGGACAUGGAUGAUGCAAACUGAAUAAAUUGAGGAAAUGGAAAGAAAUCAAACGCCGCCCAACCCAACACCAGCAUAUAUCAAGCAAGACAAAGAUCCGCACUUUUCUCACGCUUAGUUAGCAGCACCUAGACGAGUCGGGUGCUUCUCUAGGAUAGACAUCUGCAGAAAUCUGCACACUGUUCUGUCUCCUGUUAUACAAGGCUUCCCUCUCGCGCUCUAUCUCUUCGCGGCGCUCUACAAGAUUGCGU
This is a messenger RNA of Saitoella complicata NRRL Y-17804, 1565 nucleotides long. Its product is annotated as actin-like protein ARP6. Gene Ontology annotation, cellular component: Swr1 complex. The record is from RefSeq and is a predicted model, not a curated record. The transcript has 4 exons. Gene Ontology annotation, molecular function: nucleosome binding. Bases 43 to 1338 code for a protein of 431 amino acids. NCBI's taxonomy places the organism in Eukaryota, Fungi, Ascomycota, Saitoellomycetes, Saitoellales, Saitoellaceae.